AUGGGCAGCGCUGAGGAGAGAGAUUGGGUUGAUGUUGCCAAUGAUCUUCUAAGGAGCUGUCACAUAAACAAGCACAUAAAGCAUCUCUCAGAAUGUGGUGCUGAUGUCUUUGUUCGUCUUUACGAGUCAAUCUUAGGAGAAAAAGUACCAGAUUUCAUAGCUACUCCUAGAAGCCAAGAGGAUGAUGCCCAUAAUGUACAAGCAGUAAUAGAUUCCCUGGCAUUGGACUAUUUGCAGGUCAGCUUGUCGCACAUCACUGGUGAAAACAUUGUGAAAGGAGAAAGGGAAUCUAUCAGAAACCUCCUUGAAAUAUUUGAUGGUUUGUUAGAGUAUCUUACAGAAGUAGACAGUGAAUCUUCUUCUCAGAAUGGAGAUGAGGCAAAUGUGCUAUCCAAUAAUGAAAUUCAAAUUGCAUCUCAAGAGCAGCUGGAAAGCAAUGCUGGCCAACUUACGCAACCUUCAAUAUUCUCAUCAGUUGAAGGGUCCCAGUCAGAAUUUUUUGUUCCAUCUUGUGAUGUAGAUGGAUCAGAAUCUACCAGUGAAUUAAUUAGACUUGGAGAUACUGCUCAUUCAUUUUCCAAGAGAGAGGAAGAAUUCCAGUUGCCUAAAUUGUUGCCAGCAGAAAAGGACAAGAAGGUGGAAGAAUCUAAAAACUCGGAGGCUAUUGCAACAGUACCUAGACCAUUCCCUGAAACUGGAAGGACCAUUACAAAGGGAGAAGACGGGUCAGUGGAGUCUGUUCAUACUACUGAACCUCAAAAAGAGAGUUUGAGUGCCAGUGCUACAAUACUUGGGGAGCCUAUACAGCAAGCUAUUCCUUUGCUACCACCAUUUCAGCCUUCAGAAGCCAGACCUCAUUAUUCUGGAUGGAGAGAUUAUCAGAGCUCAGGCAGCCAGUCAGCAACUUUGGCUAACAGUGAAGGAUUGAAAACUCCUGCUCUUGAAAAGUCACUUACACAAAAAUUUGAAGAUGUUUCUGGCACAGUUCAACCUAUAACAUCAACUAACACCUACCUGUCAUUUGCUUCUGCAGUGGGAGACAAGAUGGUAUCAAAUGAUGCUGAGGACAAUGUGGCAAAGGUUCCCUGGGUAUAUGGGACUUCAUCUGCUUCCUCUUUACAUCAAAAACUCUUACUACAUGCUGAAAAAGUAACACAAAGUCCAAUACCUGAAUCUAGAUAUCUGCCUAGAAAGAAAAGAUAUAAAAAUUCUACCACAGAUUCACUUGAAGAGUCUCUUUCCCACAAAACAACAAAGGAAAAGCCAUCUGACCAAGAGCUUCAUAAAGUAUCAGAAAAACUCUCUCGUGGGUUAAAUGAGCUCGAUUUAAUGUUAGAGAGAGCUUUGAGUGGGCACACCAGAGAAGAAGAGUUGACAGAUGAAGACAACCUGUCUCAGCACAGUGACAGCGUCAUGGAUUAUCGCCGAAGGAAAGGUGAACAAGACACACCACAUCUAAGAUACCCAAGCAGACCCCGAUCCCUCUCUCCAUCCUCACCCUCAUCUCAGCAUCAGCUCUUUUCUGAGUUGGAAGAUAAACUUUGCAGUAAUGGAACAGGCCAAAUAAGGAAAAUACGCAGCCAGUUGCAAAAAGAAAGGGAUGAAAGGACAAAAAAAGCAAAGAUGGUUGAUAAAGCUUAUGAAGAUGAACUAAGAAUUUAUGAAGCUAGGGAGAGGCUUAGACUUUCCAAGCUCAGAGAACUCAUCAAGGAAAUGGAACAAGAAUACAAAGAAAACAUCUUUAAAGAACCUCCAAAAAUGCCUCAGCCAGUGAAAGUUUAUUCUAGAAAAACCACACCUUGGAAUCCCAAAUACAGCCAGUGGAUUCCAAAACGAGGGACUAUGAAGCCAAAGAAAGCAGCUCCAAUGAAAGUAAGAGAUGAUGACCUCCUAUUUCAGCUACUGGAAGAGUUUCCCCACCUGCAUAUUUCCCACCAUACUAUGAAUAAAAUGUGGCAGCAGCAGCUUGCACAUACUGAACAACUUAAGGCAGCUUCUGGCAGAACUAGACCAAAACUCCAAAGUGAAGUUCAACAAGCCCUGAAGAAGCAUGAGCUUCUUGUUGCAAUUAUUAAAAAAGAUCAAGACCAUAACAAGAGACUGCAAGAAUUUAAGCAACGUAUCUGCCGACAGAAAUGGGCUCAGAAUAAAGUGAGAGAGAAACGCCAGCAAGUUGCUCGAGCCAGGAAAUAUUAUGAAGAUUACCGGGUUCAGCUGCGUGCCAAGAUGAUGCGGGCUAGGACACGGGAAGAAAGGAUAUUUAAAAACUUAUUUGAAGAAGGCUUAGAAAUUCAGAAGCAAAGACUGAAGGACCUGAGAGCAUAUGCUCAUGAGAAGCGUACUGAGCAAAAAAGAGCGCACCAAAAUGAGCUGGAGUCUAUGGAGAACUAUUACAAAGAUCAGUUUUCCAUGCUAGCAGAAGCUUUAUCUCAAGAACGCCAAGAAAUCCAAACCAGAGAGAAAGCACAAGCACAAAUGCUACAGAAAGCAAAAAGAGAAUUGAGAUCCAGGAUGGAAAAGGAAAUACAGCAUCUGCAAGCAGCAAUAAUGCAAAGUGAUGAUGACACCUUUUUUCAAGAGCUAGAAGCAGACAGACUGAAAUCCAGACUUCAGCUGGCUUCCUUUCAGUAUAGCAAAAACUGUUUCUUGUAA
Molecule: messenger RNA, 2652 nt
Organism: Phaethon lepturus (White-tailed tropicbird)
Lineage: Eukaryota; Metazoa; Chordata; Aves; Phaethontiformes; Phaethontidae
Gene: CEP95
Product: centrosomal protein 95kDa
Exons: 23
Coding region: 1-2652 (883 amino acids)
Cellular component (GO): spindle pole; centrosome
Source: RefSeq, a predicted model, not a curated record